This is a messenger RNA of Syzygium oleosum, 1009 nucleotides long. RefSeq lists its product as uncharacterized. Lineage: Eukaryota; Viridiplantae; Streptophyta; Magnoliopsida; Myrtales; Myrtaceae. Bases 265 to 528 code for a protein of 87 amino acids. The transcript has 5 exons. The record is from RefSeq and is a predicted model, not a curated record.
CGCCUCCCUCUCCCUCCCCAGGCAAUUUGAUCUUUCUUUUCCUCCUCCUCUCUUCGGCGAGCGUCCCCCGACACUCUACUCUGUUCACCGUGCGCAGCUUCCUUGCGCGAUCUGUACGGCCAUCGACGACGGCAGCGGCGACCGGCGAUUAGGCCUGGGCGCGGCCGAGGCGGCGUAGGUGGAGAGCGAGCCCUAGCUGCAGGUACCACAUGCGCCCGUAUUGGCGACUGGGUCUCCGUAGCGUUCCAGACUCCGGGCGACAGAAUGGAUGCCAAGUAUUCGGGAGAGAUGUUGAAGCAUUUGGAGAAGCAAAAUGAGUUGCUGAUGGAUGCCUACAGAUCAAUGUCACAUGAACUACACAAGCUGCAGGUUGAGGAAGAAAUGCUCAUGCGCAAGUUUUAUGAACUCAUGUCAGCGCAGGGCUUCACUAAAAAGGAUGGAGUUGGAAAAGAUGCUUCAGGUGAUAACAGAACUGGAGACUCAAUGGCACUAGUCAUUAAAGAUGGAGAUGAACAGCAGUCAGGAUGACUUGUCCAAGUUUUGAUGUCGGACACCGAGAAUGAAAUACUUCAUUAAGUAGAGAUUAUGUGACCAGUUAUCUUGUUCGCUCUAAGAUUUCAACCAAAUUUUGCCCUUGUCAUUCUUUAUGGAAGGUUAGAACGUGACGCAUCAAGAAGGUGAACGUAAACUCUGCAGCGGGUGUUAUGUAAAAAAUAUUGUCGUAUAGGGGAAUCGUUGACUGGGCCUCGCGUCUUGUUCAGGCACACUUUUCUCCGCCUCGUUGCAUAAAUGUUCUCUCACUUGAAAAAGCUUGAAUCCAAGACCAAGAUCCUCCUUUUACUUUUACUCUUGUGACAGACCAAACUAGCUAGGCAUUAUCUCAGCAUCUUCGAGAUCAAGUUGAAUUGUUGCUUACUUUGUCUUAUAUAUUGGUUACUCAGCACAAAGUAAAGGCAAAACUAAUAUAUAUGUUCUCUGAGGUUUGUUCUAAAGAAGAGAGCAUUUGGUA